AUGGCUCAACCCUUAUCAUUGGCUCAGUCUCUCGAGAAGUACGACAGAUUUCCUAUGUGCCUGCUGGCAGGCUCCAACCAAGGCACCACAGUCCUAAACCAACACCACGACCGAAUCAACGAGUCGCAACGACUAUUAUUUCUUCCCGACAAGACAAAAUUCAAAGUCCCUAUCCGCGACAUCACAGCCGCGGGUACGGUGAGCAAAAUCAAUAUUAAGAAUGAAGUCAAGUUACGCGGUUUCCUUGGCGAUGCACCCAUGCAAACGCUUCAGCCCAGCCAACCACCGUCAAAUCCUCCCACAAUCCGACCCGACCCCGCAUGUCGAUUCGUUUUCUUCCUUACGGAGAACGCCAUAGCACCCUUGUGGCUCAGCAAGGAGAUGUUGUAUCUCCUGUUGACUUUUUAUCAAGUCAUGCCUCAAUUGUUGGACUUUCUGCUUGUGUAUGCCUCUCCAUUUGGGCAUGAUAGGGAACUUCGGUUCAGCGGAUUCAGAACAGAGAAGAACUUGUCAAGUCCAGCCGGUGGCUCAAUCAUUCCCGAACUCGGACGGAGUGGCAGAAAAUAUCAACUAUGCUUCAACUUGAAGACAGUAGCUUUGAAGGAGAAUAAGCAAUGGAAGGUUCGUCAAGCCGCUAUCCAUCACCAAUUCGAUCUGGGACAAGGAACCCAACUGUGGAUGAUCGCAGAUCCGCAUGCUGCGAUCAAGUCUAGAAUUGGUGAGCUCUACAAUGAGCAUAGCACAUACGAUACCAGCUUUGCGUCGAUGGAACAGGGCUUCAAGUCCUCGCUGGAUGUGCACUUGGCGCUUGCGCGUUGGGCAACUUCUGAGUGGAGGUGGCACGUAAGGUAUCUCGAAGAAAAGGCGGAACAACCGGAGCUCACUAUCGCUCUCAAGGAAAAGCGUCACAUAGAAUCACUUGACCCUGGGACUCUUAGUGAAAUGCAGAGAUGGGAGGAGAAGGCCAAUGAAAACAUCAUGGUCAUGGAAUCUAACGUCAAGGUCAUGGAAUUGCUUCAGAGAUUCUACAGAGAGCUUGUGCAUGAUGAAGACUUCCCUGAGAAUCAACGAAGGCCGUGCCUUCAGGCUGUCAAGAAUUUCGCGUUUCAAUUGGAUGAACUGAUUUGCGAUACACGAAUGCAAGUCGACCGCGCCAGGGUUUUGGUCAAGAUCCUCGCAGACCGAAAAGCAGUUCUCAUCCAGCAUCUACAAAUGCAGACUGCUCUUGCUGCCUCAAAACUCUCAGCCAGCAUGUAUACCCAGGCCGAUCGUAGCGCUAUUGAGACGAUUGCCGUGCGAAUUGUGACCAUAGUCACUCUCAUAUACCUUCCAGCUACAUUUUCGAGUACUCUCUUCAGCACCGACAUUGUCAAAUACCAAGACGACGAAAGCUUCUCAAGUCUUGCUCUCUAUAGAUUUCUACAAGUCACGGUUCCACUUAUGUUUCUCACUUUCCUCGGCGCUGGCAUCUGGUUCUGGAUAGAAUGGACCAAGCGAGACCGAGAAUCACAAGAAUUGAAAGAUCAGCACCCUGACUUGUUUCAACAAUGGAUGAAAGAAAAGUCGUGA
Molecule: messenger RNA, 1569 nt
Organism: Colletotrichum gloeosporioides
Lineage: Eukaryota; Fungi; Ascomycota; Sordariomycetes; Glomerellales; Glomerellaceae
Exons: 5
Coding region: 1-1569 (522 amino acids)
Source: RefSeq, a predicted model, not a curated record